Colletotrichum phormii is the source of this 351-nucleotide messenger RNA. RefSeq lists its product as uncharacterized. The record is from RefSeq and is a predicted model, not a curated record. Lineage: Eukaryota; Fungi; Ascomycota; Sordariomycetes; Glomerellales; Glomerellaceae. The transcript has 3 exons. Bases 1 to 351 code for a protein of 116 amino acids.
AUGCAAAUCUCUACACUUGCCUUUUUUGCCGUCUUCGCCACGGUGGCUUUUGCCAAGCUGCAUAACGCAGCUCUCUGCGUCAAGAAUAGACAGCGUGGCAGCACUGGUAACGGUACACCCUACGGGAUAACCUACGGUUCCUGGACAGACUACGAGAUCGACACUGCUGGAACCCAGUGUGCCUGCAACUACUACAAGAAUCGCAACACUGGCAACAACCAAUGGGACAGUUGCCCUGACUGUCACUUCGAUGGUCUCCAGUGCGUCUCAGACGCCUCGCACAUUGGUGGAGACGAGAUUACCUACUACUGCGAGAAGAAGUGCGGUACCGAGGGCGCUGAGGCGAGCUGA